Physcomitrium patens is the source of this 3941-nucleotide messenger RNA. RefSeq lists its product as uncharacterized. NCBI's taxonomy places the organism in Eukaryota, Viridiplantae, Streptophyta, Bryopsida, Funariales, Funariaceae. The record is from RefSeq and is a predicted model, not a curated record.
UGGGUGACGAGAAGAUGCGAUCCGCGCAGGACCCACAACGCCACAUCAGUAAUUCCCCCCGUUGGAUGAAUAACCCAAUUGUUACAAUACAGAAUUUUUGUGGAUGGGAACUCUAGACGGCGGUGGACAGAGCGCGGAGGAAGAUGAAGACGGGACCGGGAGCUGAAAUGAAGUCCACUGUGGUGAAGCAGGAGAAAGAGGAGGAGGAGGAGGAGCUGAUUUUGGGAUCCAUAGAAGCGCAGGAUUAGUGGGUGUACGCUCCUGGUGCAGGCCAGAGUGCAGGUUCACUCUUGCUUUUCCCCGCUGAUGCGACUGGUGCUGGUGCUGCUGCGGGUGCCGUUGCCGGGCGUGGCUUGCAGGUUAACGACGACGCCAUGGCCUGGCGCGGCACAGGACCCAGCUCGCCAGCGUUUACCCAGGAGGCAGCAGCAGCAGCAGGAGCGCGUUGGUGCAGGGUUCAGGGCCAUGGCGUCGACGAGGCAUUGCUUCAGUGCCCUGCGUCCCUUGUUGUGAAUGCGUAAUCCAUUACUACAGUUGUCGCUAGCCGAGGAGGAGGAGUCCACCCGCUUGCGUCCCUCAGUGCUUUCAUGUGUUCGACUGGCUCGCGUGACCCCACCAUCUCCUUCGAUCGUUGUCGCGUGUGUUUUAUGAUAGAUCGGCUUUCUUCUUCUGGAACCUGGUAGGCCGCAAUCUUGUACAGGAGCCCACCUUUAGGGACUUUUUCGGGGGCAGUACCAGGAAUAGGAGGCAUUUAUGGUGCCAUCCAGAGUAGGAACCUUUUCUUUUCCCUCCUGAUAUUGCAGAAUAAAAAGUCCAAGUGCAGUUGAUGAUUGUAUGCAUCUCCCCGCCCCCCUACCCCCCUCCUUCCCCUGAGACCCGUGUGCGUGUAACGACGCUGCGAGAAGCGUAGCACGAGAUGUUUAGUUUUUCCAAUGUUGGGAGCUCGAUGUUUUGCUUUCUGUUAUUUUUUUUACUUUAUGGGUGGUCAUGGUUAUGAGUGUAGCUGUAGUACAAUUAGAGCUGUCGAGGUGGUAAUGUAAUCGUGGUGGUGGUGGUGGUAGCUGAUGGCGAGGGUUGUAGAGCGGUUGCUGAUUAUGAUAGCCGCAGAGUCGCUUUCGUUUGCCACGCUUACUGUAUGUGAAGGCUGACCUUCUCUCUCUCUGUCUCCCUGUCUCGUCAAUCAAUCCAGUGGCCUCGCAGGCCCUACGCCGUAGUUUCCAGCUUUCUUUGGCUGUGCACUUCUGGCAGGCGGUUUGCAAAGCUGGGUACACAAUAUAUGCUCGUUGUUUAAGCUGUGAUCUGAAUACAUGAGCUUAUUAAUCCUCGUUUACCUUCUUUCCUGUACAAGUCCGAGUGAGUCUGUCAUCCUCUCAGCUCAGAGUUCUUUCGUAACCUAUUCGGAGGACUGUCGAUCUGUUGCAGAGCCGAAGGCAAAUUGGUUUUUCGUCGAGAGUUUUCUUUUCUUUUCUUUUCUUCAAUAUGGUUUUUCAUUCCGCCUUCACCUUCUGAGUGAUUUUCUUACUCAUCGCAUCAGCUGUUGUAUCCCUACCCAGCAUCUUGGUUCUUCGUUCCGCAAACUCCAGGAACAGGGACUCCAGCGCUGAAGCUUUCUGGAAACAGAAAAAUGAAGCUUCAUUUGUUGCCCGGGGCUGUGUCAGCAGAGUUGGCCAUUGCAGAGAAAGAGGGCUUGCGGGCUGAUAACUCAGAUAGCUUACGAGGCCAUUUUCGUUCUUUGAGUGCCCCAGAGAAGGCUUCGAAGCAAUCAUCCUCUUGGGAUUUUUCUCCUCGCGGUUCUCUGAAUCAAGCACUAAAGGAGAGCAUACAAAGCUGGAGGUGGAAGAUGAAGUUCAAGGGCACAGAAGAUAGGAAGAAAAGGGUUCUCAACACCCGCCGAACUGCGCUUGAGAAUGAUGUAGCUAAGCUCCAGACCAAGCUCGAAGACGAGAAAGCUGUGAGGCAAGGUCUUGAGAGAGCGUUGGGUGGGGUUGAAGGCAUAUCACCACCUCAAAUUUCCCUUCCCAAUCUAGAUCCUCAAACGCAGAAAUUAAUCACAGAAAUUAGUUCACUUGAGAGGGAAGUCACGCACCUGGAGCAACAUGUCUUAACUUUAUACCGGAAAGUGCUGGACCAGAAGCUAACAGAUCAACGGCAAGGAAGUCGCUCGGAGCCUUCCAGUCCGUAUGGCCACACGGAGAAGAAAUACGCCGUGGCACAGCGUGGGGAAGCACGGUACAAAGCAGAGAAGAAGAUGAGGGAUCCUCAGCCCUGUAAUGUAUCUCCACAACACCGACGGAAUGGUUCAGCGGCAGCUUCACAGGGCGCCAAGCGACCACACUCAGCGAUCUCAAAUGACCUCCUCAAAGCCCGCCAUACCUCUUUGCUCGGUGGCGGUUCCCACUCUAUCGACGAAGAACCCCGAGAGAAGCAGGACUUUUCGAGAGAUCUACCCAUCGUCUCCAACGAAAAAGCUACACCGCCGAGGCGCUCAGUGAGUGCAUUUAACCCUGGAAAGGCAUAUCCAUCCUUCCAAGUAGUAUCCAUUCCUGAACAUUUCAAUCGCAAGAGCGUGAGCAACGCAUCCGACACGUCGACCGAUCCAAAUGACAGCUUGGAAGAGCCCGCCACUAACCCAAACAAGCUGUCCGAGGAGCUAGUUCGGUGCAUGGCCGCCAUUUACUGCAAACUCGCGGACCCUCCGUUGCCAAAACUGGUUGCUAUCUCUCCUUCGUCUUCGACCUCGUCCACCACAACUGCUUCUUCGUCUCAUGAUGUUUCCAACGGUAGUUGGAGCCCCCGCUGGAGGACCGAAAGCGCUAACUCAUGCGAAUUGUCUGGAGAGCUGCCGAGCAAUGCAUACAAGGACCACCACAGGGAAGGCAGCUCAGGUUUCUGUGGCUCCAUGGUUGAAGUUCCCUGGAUUUGUGUCGAUAAAGACCGUCUUACGUAUGCAGCUCGUGCUCUUCGCAACUUCAGAACAAUGGUAGAGCAGCUGGAGCAGCUGGAUCCGGGGCAAAUGAGUCAUGAUCAGAAGCUUGCCUUCUGGAUCAAUGUUUACAACGCCCUCAUGAUGCAUGCAUAUUUAGCCUAUGGAAUACCGCGGAACAGGUUGAAGCAGUUGUCGCUGCUGCAAAAGGCCGCGUACAAAGUGGGUGCUCACUCGAUCAACGCGCAGACCAUCGAACACAUCAUCCUCGGCUGCCGCUCCAUCCGUCCGUCACAAUGGUUUCAUUCCCUUCUAUCGCAGGCCACGAAGUUCAAAUCCAGCGACGAACGGCGCGCUUACGGGUUGCACGCACCGGAGCCGCUUGUAUGCUUCGCGCUUUGUUGCGGGGGUCGCUCCGACCCUGCGAUUCGCGUGUACACAGCCAAGAACGUGAAGUCACAGCUCGAAUCAGCCAAGCUGGAGUUUCUGCAAGCGAACGUCGUGAUCCGCGGCGAAAGCAAGGUUCUAUUGCCUCGGAUUCUCGAGUGGUACGCGCGCGAGCUGGGGCUGAACCCGUCGACGUUACUGCAGCUGGUGUACCAGAGCGUGCCGCUGGAGAUGCAAGCUCGCAUCCGGCAAUGCAUUCAAGCCAAGCCCCACAAGAGCCCCGCGCAUUGCCUGCAAUGGAUCCCUUACCACUUCGGAUUCCGCUAUCUCUUCGUCCGCGAGCUCGCGCUCCAGUUUCCCGCUUCCGCCCAGUAGGGCGCCGUAUCUGAUAGUGACCUGGUAGCGUCCUGGUAGUGUUCCGGUAGCUCUCUGGUAGUGCCAUGGUCGUUUUCUGAUAGGCCCUUGGAAAGGUUCUGAUUGCUUCCAGUUGAGUGGUGGCAAUUCGCACUUGUAUUCAGCUGUCAUUGAAAUGGCGAGAUAGUUUGUGAAUGGAAUUAAUUUGGAGAGAUGGAGUUGGUGCAAAUUGGUGGAAAAGAGGAUUAAGAGAAAUAGGGGCUUACUUGAACUCUUG